Molecule: messenger RNA, 1101 nt
Organism: Schistosoma intercalatum
Lineage: Eukaryota; Metazoa; Platyhelminthes; Trematoda; Strigeidida; Schistosomatidae
Source: the annotation of a GenBank genome assembly
AUGAAUCAAUAUACAAAUCCAUAUAAUCCAAUAGCUCAUUUUGAUGAAACAGCUGAAGAAAUUCUUCGUGAUUGUACAGAAGAAAAUGGACAAAUCAAAUUGGAUAUGCUAGUAGUUGGUGUUGGAACUGGUGGUACAAUAACUGGAAUAUCAAGGAAAAUAAAAAUGAAAGUGCCUAAUUGUUUAAUUGUUGGAGUGGAUCCAAUCGGUUCAAUUUUAGCCAAUCCAGAGUGUCAAGAAACAACUCCAUACGACGUUGAAGGUAUUGGAUAUGAUUUUUUCCCUACUGUCUUGGAUACAAAUGGAAUUGAUAAAUGGUGUAAAACAGGUGAUCAUGAAUCUUUUGAAAUGGCUAGGCGACUUAUACAUGAAGAAGGUUUACCAUGUGGUGGCAGUUCUGGUGCUGCUGUAGCUGGUGCUAUCAGAACUAUCAAAGAAUUGGGUUUAGGAAAAAACAGUCGAAUCGUGGUUAUUCUACCCGAUAACGUACGCAAUUACAUGUCUAAAUUCUUAUCAAAUGAUUGGAUGUUUAGUCGAGGAUACAUGAACUUUCCUCUUGGUGAUGCAUUUCGAAAUAAUUGGAUUAAUGAUACAUUAGAUGAAUUAAUUGCUGGUCUUCCAAAAACAUUUAGAAUUACUAGUGAAUAUACAGUAAAAGAUGCUUCGAACUUGAUUAAAACGGAGAAUGUAAGGGGAUUGUUGGUGGUAGAAAAUAAUGGAACAAAACUUUGCGUUCUUGGUGUAUUUGAUUCAAAUGUUCUAAGACUAUUAUUCAGUGGAUCUGUUAAACCGACUGAUCUUGUUGUCAAAGCGAUGAAUAAAAAUUAUCGACAAGUUGAGGAAGUACAUGGGCUUGAUCGUGUUUCUCGCGAACUCACCAUUGAAUCAUAUGUCGUUCUGUGGAAUAAAGAAAACCCUUAUUUAGUAUGUCGUGAAGAUUUUCUUCAUUGGUCCCUAUUUAAACAGUAUCGCACCACAGUAAUUGGAAAUUUGAUGGAGGACCUUACAGAUACAUUCAAAGAAGAAAAUGUUUUAGUGUAUUACCAAGAUGAAGGCGCUGGUGUUAGUGGGUCGUGGUUUCAGAGGGCACUGCUUCGUUGA